This is a messenger RNA of Lactuca saligna, 594 nucleotides long. NCBI's taxonomy places the organism in Eukaryota, Viridiplantae, Streptophyta, Magnoliopsida, Asterales, Asteraceae. The record is from the annotation of a GenBank genome assembly.
AUGAUGGAGAAACAGGGAAUUGAUAGUGGAAAAGAUGCGAUGGAGGCAUAUAGAGUUGCACGCAUGGAAAGUGAAGAUUCAAGUACUGAUGAACAACUUGUAGCUGAUAGGGUCUCUUCAGCCCUCAUAAACAGGGUUGAAGCUAUGCUCCAAAAUCUUGAGAAAGAAAUUGAUGACGUAGAUGCAAAGAUUGGUGAUCGUUGGCGAGUGCUUGACAAAGAUUAUGAUGGAAAAGUUACUCAUGAGGAAAUGGCAUCUGCAGCAAUAUACUUGAAAGAUACUUUAGGCAAGGAAGGGGUUCAGGAGCUUAUCACCAACCUUUCCAAAGAUAAAGGUCACCCUCGUUACUUUACAACUUGUAAAAAUUUACUCCAAAACAGAAUGCACUUGAUUCCGAAAGAUAAAGUUCCAUCCAUUUGGCAACCAAACAAAGCUCAAUUUCCAAUUCCUUCAAAAUCCACACCACACCCUAAUAACUUUGUCUUUAUACCCAUCAACUUGACUUGUUUUGGUAUGUGUAUGUGUAUGACAGAGGGGAAUAUUCUUGUUGAAGACAUAGUGAAAUUGCGCAAUCGAGCAGAGGAUGCUGACUGA